AAAAAAAAAAAAACACAUACUGAUAAGACCUAAACACAUACUCAAAAUAAAACAAAAAUUUAAAAGGCAACAGCAUAUUUUCUGCUAAACACACACACACACACCCACACACACAAGAUGAUUUCACACACAGUAAGAGUCUUUAAGCUGAUGUACAUUGUGGCUGGCAUAUUAAUUAGCAAUGAGGAAAUCUGCGAUACAGUCGAUCGCAUACAAAUAGCACCACGUGUCGAAAUGAAGCCAGAAUUCGAUCAGCGACGCGCCCUAACAUCGCCAAGCUCACCACGAGAUGGCGAAGAGCAGCCAUCCUCAAAAUCAGCCAAGAAGCGGCGGGUCAGUGUGACGGGAUUGGCCGGUGGAAUGGUUCGCGGUGUAACCAGUCAGGUGACCAAACGGGUGGGCAAUCGUUUUGGCUGGCUCUACGAUGUCCGAUUAAUACUCCAACAAUGGCGAACAUUGGCCUUGAGUUUCAAUCUCUGGACCAUACCCAAUUUCCUCAUGGAAUGCUCUACCAGCUACAUAAGCAAAAAGUUCUUUAUAAAUAGUGACUGUGAUUUGAUUUACAAAUAGGCGAAAGAGAAAGAAAACCAAAUAUAAUAAUAAUAACUCUCGAAUUUUUCGCUACACACCAAGAGAAGUGAGGGGAAAUUUUUUUUUUAUUUCUUUUUAAGUUUUUUUUU
Molecule: messenger RNA, 680 nt
Organism: Drosophila willistoni
Lineage: Eukaryota; Metazoa; Arthropoda; Insecta; Diptera; Drosophilidae
Exons: 2
Coding region: 118-570 (150 amino acids)
Source: RefSeq, a predicted model, not a curated record